CAUCAGUAAAACAAAAUAUUAAGGAAAUCAAAAUUGAAUUAAUCUUGCUUUCUGUCUGAGAUUCUCUGCUUGUAAAGGCUUUUAGGCCUGCAAUUCAAUUUAGCGUAAUCAUGUAUGUGUAUAUUGUGGUUUCAGCUCUCGAAACUAAAUUAUAUUUACAUUUGAGGCACGAUUUGUGUAUUUUAUAUUGUUGACCAAAACUUCAUGUAAUGUUAGCCACAGACUGAAUCUAUUUAAGCAGUAUCACACAAGCAAGGAGUACUGCUGUUGAACUUACUGACGUGAUCUUUCCACGUAUUUGUCUGUGCGUGAGACUCAUGACAGCAGAAGUGGAAUAAAGCGACGUGUAGCAUAGAGAGCUGCUUGGAUGCAGCUGUUGCACUAAAUUGAAUUAGUGUCCCAAAAACCCCUACAAACGGAGCCUCUCAGAUGGGAAGCAAACCAGAAUUGUAAUUCAAUUCCGAAAACCAAAUAAACUAGCUGUUGUUCUACAGAGAACAGUUCUCUCUUUCCUUUCUCAUGUUAUCUUUCAGUCCUCUGAUAACCUGGAGAGAUGUCCAGCAUCUCCUCGUGAAGACGUCGAGACAAGCUCACCUGAAAGCCAGUGACUGGAAAACCAAUGCAGCCGGACACAAAGUCAGUCAUCUGUAUGGCUUUGGUUUGGUGGAUGCCGAGGCCAUGGUGGUGGAAGCCAAGAAGUGGAGAAAUGUUCCUCCUCAGCACACCUACAGCAAAACCUCUGACCGCAGAACCCGGUACAUUCGAGCAGAUCAGAAGCUGAACGCCAGCAUCUCGAGCAGCGGCUGCAGCGAUCAGCCCGAUCAGCAGGUGGUGUUUCUGGAGCACGUGGUGGUGCGCGUCCUCAUCGUCCACCCGCGCAGAGGAGACCUGGAGAUCAGCCUCGUAUCCCCCUCAGGGACGCGAUCACAGCUGCUGGCUCAGAGAUUGUUUGAUAACUCCAACGAGGGCUUCAGGAACUGGGAGUUCAUGACGGUUCAUUGCUGGGGGGAGAGAGCGGAGGGCACGUGGACGCUGGAGAUUUCAGACUCGCCGUCUCAGCUGCGUAACCCUGAGGUGUUGGGUAAGCUGAAGGAGUGGACACUAAUCCUUCACGGCACGACUGAGCACCCCUACCAAUCCCAGAGUUCCCAGCACUCGCACUCACUGGAGAUUCCCACAGCAGGCAAGGAGCUGAAAAACCCAGAUUCUGUGCCAGGAGCCCCUGAGCAUGAAGAGGAGGAAGAGGAGGAAUAUAAUGGUCCGUGUCAUCCUGAAUGUGGAGAUCAGGGCUGCGACGGACCAGAUGCCGAUCACUGCCUCAACUGCAUUCACUUCAGUCUGGGCAGCCUCAAGGCCGGCAGGACGUGUGUUAGUCACUGUCCUCUGGGUUAUUUCGAGGACGGAGAGGCCCGCAGAUGUCGCCGCUGUCACCGAGGCUGUGAGAAGUGUGUGGCUCGCAGGCCGAACGAGUGCCGCUCCUGCCGGAGAGGGCUUUACUUCGACUCGAAGGAGAGCACCUGUGUGGAGACCUGUCCCGUCGGCUACUUCCACGACGACGGCCAGAGACGUUGUCUGAAGUGUCAUGAGAACUGUUUGAAAUGCUUGCGAGAUGCAGACAGAUGCACGGCCUGUAAAGAUGGCAUCAGUCUGGCAGGAAUGACCUGCGUUCCAGAAUGUGCCAAUGGAACAUUUUUUAACCUGGAAGAAAUGAAGUGCAGCCCCUGCCACAUCUCCUGCUCCACAUGCACAGGUCCGGGACUGGAGGAGUGCAUUCAGUGUGCGCCGGACUACUUACAGCAGGAGUGGCGGUGCGUCCGAUCCUGUGCUCCCGGAUACUACAGAGGAGAGGCGGCGGGAUUCACACAGAGGAUGUGCCGCAAGUGUGAGGAGCACUGUUUGAGCUGUCAGGGUCCUGGAACGAGCUGCACGCAGUGUAAGGACAGAUACAGCCUCGUCAGCCGGACCUGCAUCAUGAACGCCACCUGUAACAACGCGGAUGAAGUAUUCUGCGAGAUGGUCAAGUCGAACCGACUAUGUGAGAAGAAGCUCUUUCGUCAGUUCUGCUGCCGGACGUGUUUGAUGACGGCUGGAUGACAGCAAGAAAAGAGGCAAAUGGACUGACAUACUAUUUCUUUGGUUGUAUUAUCUAAUGUACAUUUUAAACUAGUUAUGCUGUGAUUAUUAAAGGAAUAGUUCAGCCAAUGAUGAAA
Molecule: messenger RNA, 2210 nt
Organism: Sinocyclocheilus grahami
Lineage: Eukaryota; Metazoa; Chordata; Actinopteri; Cypriniformes; Cyprinidae
Gene: pcsk6
Product: proprotein convertase subtilisin/kexin type 6
Exons: 12
Coding region: 520-2094 (524 amino acids)
Biological process (GO): peptide hormone processing
Cellular component (GO): membrane; cell surface
Molecular function (GO): serine-type endopeptidase activity
Source: RefSeq, a predicted model, not a curated record